This is a messenger RNA of Clonostachys byssicola, 6477 nucleotides long. Lineage: Eukaryota; Fungi; Ascomycota; Sordariomycetes; Hypocreales; Bionectriaceae. The record is from the annotation of a GenBank genome assembly.
AUGACGGAUUCAGUUGAGCACGGCGACCAAACUCUGCCAACCAAUUUGAUACUAUUUCCGCUUUUCCUCGAGGCGCUAUCAAAAGAGGGUGCAGAUCUUGUGCCGCAUCAGCUGGAAGCAGUCCGUCACCUCCCCACCAUCAGCGAAGGGCCUAGAUACUCAAUCCGUCGCCAUAUCCGCGCUCAGGUAGCAGGAAGAAACGUUGUUGCCAAGGUUCUGAAUCGGUCAAUCUCGCCUAGCGCUGCGAAAAACGAUGCUUGUACACUCACCGAACUCGUCCGGUUAUUGAAAGAAGUUAGAAUACUUAAUCACGGCCCUUUUCGGAAACAUGAGAACAUCGCCAACCUAGAUGCCGUCGAGUUUGGCAUCUUCUCUGGAGAUCCAUUUGAGAUUUGCCCGGUUUUGGCCUUGGAGGCUGCAGAGCUCGGAAGUCUGGAUACUCUCCAGAGCAAGCCCCCCUCACAGACUCUUCCAUGGAGUGCUCGAACAUCACUCCUCUUUGAUGUCGCCAGCGGACUCAAGGCUCUGCAUGACCAUGGAGUUCUCCAUGGCGAUCUCAACCCCUCUCACAUAUUAAUCCACCCGCACCCUCAAAGAGGACUCUUGGCCAAACUUACUGGAUUCGGAGAAGCUCAGAUCAUUUCACAUCUGAAGUCUGCUCCGGCUCUCUCGGGUACCGCGCCAUGGAGGGCCCCGGAGAUCGAAGAGGCUUCUAUAUCCCUCGAAAAUGUUUUAAAGGCUGAUGUUUUCUCACUGGGGCUUGUUUUCUGGUCUAUCUGCGUGAUGCAGAAUCCAUUUACCAAAUUUGACCUGCCCCUCGACCGUUCUUCGAGCGAAGAGAGCAUUAAGUUCAUUGUUCGUCAAGCAUAUCUUUUUCGGUGCAUCCCGUUCUUCAUACAACACACAGUCAGAGAGCUUGAUGACGAGGCUCUUAAAAUGUUAGAAGAGUUGUUUGAGUGCUCAGUGCGCCUCGCACCAGCGAGCCGAGAUCUCUCAAAGAUUCUGCGUAUCCUCACUCCGCAUAGCGGCCGGGAAGCGGUAUCACCUCAAGAAGAAGACUUUGGAGUCGACUUGGAAGAUCUGUGCAUAGAUAUACCCGAGCAGCCGCUGACCAGCAUCACAGCGGGCGUUUCAGUUCUCAAAGACCUGCCUUCACUUGUGGCUAAGGAAUAUGUGAAGACAUUACAGUCGAUUUUGGAUCUUCCACUCACUGAAGAAAAUAAGAAACUUAUCGAAGGAUCAUCUUGGGCGCUUUUCCUCUGUCAUUUCUAUGGCUAUGGGACUCAACGAAACGUGUCCGCCGCAAUAGACACCUUGAUUCGUCACUCCGGUGAUCCACAGUCACCAGCAUAUCUCGUCGAUCACACAAUAUAUAUCCUGAAAAGAGCUCUGGUAAAGGAAUUUCCCGUCGAAAUUGCGUUAGACGGUUUGAAUAUCUCACUUGAAGAUGGAAGACAUGACACCUUUGGUUCGUGGAAAACUCUUCGCCGGCCACCAGCUGUUGAUUUACUUGGACAUGGGGUCAAUGUUGAAGAGACGGAGAUCCUUGAUUAUUUAGAUCGCGUCCGAAUGGAUGAAGGGCUUCUCGAAAAAGACAUUGGAUCUAGUAACACUCUCCUACACAUGGCCGCUAUUUUCGGAUUAUCUGAUCAGAUUUCUUUCCUGGGAAAUCUUCCCCAGGUAGAUAUUGAUGCUCAAAAUGACAGAGGCGAAACACCCAUCUACCUGGCCUGCGUUUAUGGGCACAUUGGGGCCGUCAAAGUGCUUUUGGGGCUCGAUGCAAAUGCAUCAAUUAACACCCAUGAACACAAGAACGGUCUCCAUUGGUUGACAUCCUUCCCAAAGGACGUAGUUCGCCAACUAGCUGACGAUCUGUUUGAAAAGGGGGCUGAUCUGGUUCUGCCCGACAGGCAAGCCCUCCGAUAUAUGCAAUGGGCAUCAAUGUGCCCUGUAGAAACAGAAUUCAUCCAUACCGGGAAGAUACGGGGAAACCCCCUUUUGACAGCCAUCGGCAAUAUUGAUAUCGAUUCCGUGCUGGCUAUCUUGGCCGCUUCUACGGACUUCAUCUCCAUGUGCAGUCCAGAGACGCGGUUGUUUGUUACCUUGGAUUUGGUCUAUGAGCCGGCGUUUCGUCUUGCGUGUGAGCUUCAUUUGUUCGAUAUGAUAAAUGUUCUGUGCUUGGUGCUGAGGGGAGUUCUUCUUUCUAUGCCAGAGGAUUCGGUACCGUCUACUACUGAUGGCUUAUUCCAAGAGUUGCGCAACGGGAUAUGUGAGGUCGGGGAAGUCUUUACUGCCCUAACACAAUCUACCUCCCAUAUACGGGCGGCUCUGGACAUGCGCUUCCAUCUUCAUAGACUUGCCUACCAUGGAUCAGACUGGCAGAUUGCAUGUCGGCAAACUAUCGAGGUUCUCAUCGAUCGAGGCUUCGUGACGAACAUAGUCCGGACAGAGAGGGGGCCUCUAGGCACUGCAGCGUUUGCUAUCCAUUGCGGAAACAAUGAGGCUUUGCGUACACUAAUUCAACUGACUAUGUCUCGGAGCGGCCAGUUGGAAGUUGUUGAUCCCCAGGGAUAUACCUUGGUCCAUCACGCACUGUCGAGAGGCAGGCUCGAUUCACUCAAAAUCCUGGCCGAGAAUGGGGCAGUAUUGGAUCUACGACAGCAUCGAAAUCCCAAGCACUGCCUCACGGGUGUAGGAGCUAGCUACUUGCAUGUCCUCGGCUCGUUGCGGCUAGCAGACCCCGAGUUUGUGCACAUCUUCCUGGAGCACGGAGUCCCGGCAACCAUCGAGGAUAACCGAGGGAGUAGUGCCUUAUCUCUGGCUUUGAUACGCGGUGCAUUCUCCGUUGCUCGUGUAUUGCUUCAACAAGGCGCCAGCCUAUUGGAGAAAGGUCGGCAUGGAUUAACUCGAUUCAUUCUGUCUUAUGAAGACCAUAAUUCGCUGUUCAUUGUCUCCCCCGAACUGGAUUAUACAGUAUUCCACAUAAUUGCACAAUGUUAUUCAACAAGCAAACAAUAUCCGCGGCUUAUUGACAUGAUUAUUCAGAAAUACGGGUCGAAGGAGCAUCUAGAGGCCCGGGCAAGUAAUCCUGCAAAAUCCACUGCUCUUUUGACUGCCGUUGCCCAACUGAACCCAAUCGCCGUUGAAGCUCUGGUCAACGCGGGAGCAUCUAUGACUGACACGGACUCCGAAGGUCGAACACCACUACAGUAUGCGCGUGUGGUCCAUUCUAAACUCAUAUACAACGUACACAGCGUGUCUAGCGGUGAUAAAAUCGAGGACUUGGAGCGUAUAACUUCGGUCAUCAUCGUUCUUGUGGAGAAGGGAGGUCGUCUGGAGCAUAUUGACAUACCCAAAAUCAACACCGCGCUGGACCAAGCCGAACCUCUGUUGAAAAGAAUGAUGUGUUCCGAACACAAGGUAGCCUACAUGCGGCACCUUGAAGAUUCUCUGAUGGCCACCGUGCGGUCGGGCUAUUCCGACAUGAUAACAACUUUGGAUAUUGACGGCCUUGAUCUGAUCCGGAGGAUUGUGCUAAGAAAAGUUAGGCCAUGUCUGAGAAUGGACCUGGAGUAUCGGGUCUUGCCCCUAUCUUCGGACGCUUCAAUGCCAUUUGAGUAUGAAGCAGUCAGGGAACGGAUCCCCUGGUGUCAAGAAUUGACGAAUAGAGACCUUCAGCAGUUUCAAAUGGCGGCUGCGUUUGAAUGGCUCCUUGACCUCAUUCAAGCAAACGACGUUCCCCCUAACAGCUCCCAGCUGGGGACGGAGGUCCUGCUUAAAUAUGCCUUGACAAGAAACCCGGCUGAUCUGCCCUUUGAUCCGAAAGUUGUGCGAUUCCCUUACGGAUUGUUGGAAUGGUACGGACGCAUCAUUGCAACGAAUAGUUUCUUGGGAGAAGAGCGUGAUUGGGAGCAACGUUUAGGAUUUUUGGAGAUUCUCAAAGAGAGAGAAGUGGCGCGGCAACAAGGGGUAUUCCCACUCCCCGCCUUCGAUGAAUCAUUCCGAGAGUUUCAUUUCAACAUGCUUCAGCCCAAGAAACUGGGUGUCGAAAGUUCAUUCGCUUCCGUCUCUACUGUCCUCCGUUGCCGCUGCUACUAUGAAGAUAUAGGCAGCUGCACGCGCUUUAAGCUCAUGCGUAUUACUCAGAGAAUGAGCAGUAUCGAUACCGAGACAUGGAAGAGUCGGGUCAAGGAAUAUAGUGCAGGAAUCGCAGGAUUUGAGGGCAAGCUUUCAAACUGGAAAGAGCUAGCUACUGGGUCAAGGAAGGAUUUGCAGCACAUCUCUAUUUUGGCACAACUCCUUUCUGAUACAGAAACACCAGAAUCGGCAUUUCUACUUGCACAUCCUAAAAAUCUUGGCGAUAUUCCCAUGGGACCUGUGACGGCACAGUCGACGGCUACUCCCCCUUCUGAUGACACCGAGUUGGCAACCGUCAAGCCUGACUACAGACCACUUGAUACGAAGAAGCUCGAACUCAGGUUUCUCAAAUUAAAUCCUCCACCAUCCACCACAAGAAACAUGUCGGAAGAUCUCAUAGACUGCGGUAUACAGCAGUAUUCAAUCUCUCCUAGAUAUCAUACUAAGGAGUAUCGCGAGUUUAUCGCCAAUGCUGGUUCGAAGUCAAGAACACCCAUGGAAUACUAUAGAGGCUGGAUCGAGGCAUCGGGAAAACCUAGAUUUACAUGGGGAGACUUUGAUUGCCUCAGCUAUACCUGGGGAGAUCCCAAACAGUCCAAGAAGAUUUUACUCGAUGGGAAACCAGUCACUGUGGGAGCAAAUUUGGAAGCUGCGCUUCGCUCCCUUCGUAACACGGAGCAGCACCGAGACGGGGUAUUACUCUGGGUCGAUGCACUUUGUAUCAAUCAAGAUGACAUGGACGAGAAAGCUAAGCUGGUCAACCAAAUGUACAACAUUUAUAGGGCUGCUCGGACGGUGACAGUCUGGCUGGGAGCUGCGGAUUCCGACACAUCCGAUCUAGUGAAUCGCAUUCACAACUUUAUUUCGACCUACACCCGAAUAGACAACCCAGAAGGCAGCCUACAAGAGGCGGGACUUCUGAAAUGCCCGCCUAUAUGGUAUUCAACCAACAUACUUCCGGCGGUAGUCCACUUGUUCGAUCGACCGUACUGGAGGCGGCUCUGGGUAAUGCAAGAGAUAACAGCCAGUGCGCCCUGCGAGAGGUUCUAUAUCGGAGAUGAUGUAGUAUCCUGGAACGAGAUGCUUCUGCUCAUUCGCUAUCACAGAAACCUUACAGAUCUACAUAAGGCAACUGAUGAAUUCACUGAAGUCCAGCUUGGUCGAGCUUUCGGCAAUCUGUCGCAUACUAGGAGGCUCAUGGCGAUGGCCGAGAUGUACCAUUCGAGCCCUGGGAUAUCACAUAGAAAUAUUUCACUGGAAUUCGGUAGCUGGACGAACUGGAUAUCACUCGGCGGUAAUGCCCAUGUGACGGAUGAAAGAGACAGAGUCUACGGUCUUCUUGGAUUGCUUAGUCCGAAUAUUUCCUCCAGGGUUCAAGUUCGAUAUUCAGUGACGGCGGCAACUGUCUUUCGGGAUUUCUGCAGAAUUCUGGUUGAGGCAACAGAGGAAUUUGAUGAUGUACUCGCAGGGAAUAUCUGGGAUCAACCAGAUGGUUGCUCUUGGGCAAUAAACUUGAGUAAAUCAUUCAACCGCCGAGUCAUCAAUACCAAUGCCACUGGCGAACCAAGGCCAUACGACCCGCAGGGUGCUACCGAUGAAAAGGGUGACGAGCCCUAUGUGCCGCCAACCAAAAAGUUGAAGCCAAAAUUUAGCUUUUCGGAUGAUAGCACGGUGUUGUCCAUGCGGUGCCUUCACGUCGACAGUAUAGAAGGGAUAUCUGGGUUUGCGUCCCGUCACCCACAAGUAAAUGUCGAAUGGAAACAACCAACACGGCCACUAUUACACGGAGAGCAAUCUAGUGAGCGAGAGAGCCUGUUGCGAAUACUGUACGCCGACGGAGAGAGAACCGAUGACCCUGAUAGCACCUUGCUUGAUAUACCGUGGUAUGAUGACGCUGAGCCCGAUGCUCCAAUGAUAGAACAACUACAAGAAAACGGAUGGUGGGAUAUCAUCCAGGCGGGCAAUUUCAGGGCAUUCCAUGAAUUCAGAAGGCAAAAAGGUGACUUCAUCACCUAUAAUGGCGCACCUUUCAGCAGUUUCUUCCCUGGGACUGUAGCCCCAUGCGCCAGCAAGGAGAAAAUACUGGCAGCACUGGGUCCAAUUGUACCAGUGCUAGAUUCUACGUUCAUCACUACGACCGGUGGGCGUUUAGGCUCCACUCCGGUGCCGGCUCAGGUGGGAGAUUCCAUCUUCAUUGUCCCGGGAUGCUCGUAUCCCGUUUUGAUGAGACCAGAGAAUGGAUAUCACCGAGUGGUUGGGGAGUGCUACGUGGAGGGCUUGAUGAAAGGUGAAGGUGUAGAAGACCAUCUGGGUCAAUUCGAAGAAAUUCAUUGUCUUUAA